Molecule: messenger RNA, 1566 nt
Organism: Chironomus riparius
Lineage: Eukaryota; Metazoa; Arthropoda; Insecta; Diptera; Chironomidae
Source: the annotation of a GenBank genome assembly
AGUAUUUCGACGUUUAUAAACAAAACACACGAAAAAAACAUCAUAAAUUUUAAAAGUCAAAAAAAGUCGUGUUAAUUUAAUUAAAUUAUUGUUUUAACAUUAAAAAUAGAGUUAAUUAUACUUUCGGGACUAUUAGACAUCAAUUAACAUGUCAGAAUCAUAUGAUUAUCUCUUCAAAUUUCUCAUAAUAGGAAGUGCUGGAAGUGGCAAAUCCUGUAUAUUACAUAACUUUAUUGAGAAUAAAUUCAAAGAAGACUCAAGUCACACAAUCGGUGUUGAGUUUGGAUCACGAGUUGUCAAUGUGGGUGGAAAGACUAUAAAACUACAGAUUUGGGACACAGCUGGCCAAGAAAGAUUCAGAUCCGUCACAAGAAGUUAUUAUCGUGGUGCUGCUGGAGCAUUAUUGGUUUAUGAUGUCACGUCGCGAGACUCCUUCAACACAUUAUCAAAUUGGCUGACAGAUACAAGAAAUCUUGCAAGUCCAAACAUUAUAAUUAUCUUAGUCGGCAACAAAAAAGAUCUUGAAGAACAACGAGAAGUGACUUUCCUUGAAGCCAGCAAUUUUGCUCAAGAAAAUGAUUUGAUCUUUUUGGAAACGAGUGCAAAGACGGGCGAGAAUGUUGAGGAAUCAUUCUUAAAAUGUGCAAAGACUAUAUUGGCUAAAAUUGAAACUGGCGAGAUUGAUAUUGAAAGUGCAUCGUCAGGCAUUCAAUUCAGUGAUCAAGCCAUCCGUAAUAACAUCCAGAAUCGACAGAAAGCUAGUGCACCAGCAUGUUCAAAUUGUCGUCCUUAAACGAAAGAAAAUAAACGUCCAUUCCUUCAUCUUACAUCAUAUGCAUAACAUUAUGAUAGUGUUACUUCGUAUUAUGGAUAAGAACCCACUUAUUUCCAAUUAAUUACCUACCUUUAUUCCCUAACUAGUGUCUUUGUAGCGUACUUUAUACACAAAAUUCAAAAAUUGGUUUUAAGAUGUGAUUUUAUAAUGAAUUAUUUGGUUGUAUGCAAGAUUCAAAAAAUAUUUUGACUGCAAUUUAAUAGAAAUUCGUACUAUUAUUAAUAUAUUUGAGGUAUGAAAAAGUGAGAGGUAGAAGAUUAUUAAUUUAUAAAUUGAUCUGUUACAAAAUUUUUAGUUCAUAUUCAUUUUUCUUGAUAAAAUGAAGAAUAAAGAUUGAUAUUUUACAAGAAUUGAAGACUGCUGGCAUUUGUCGGAUGGGAAUUUUUCUUAAUUUGGAAUUUUGAUGCUGAAAAACCGAAAGAUGUUUGAAAACACUGUAAAUGUUUUGUAAAACCUUACAACAGCAAUAAAGUAUAAAACAAAACCAUACAACAGCAAACCAACAAAAAAAAGAUUGCAAAUGUUUCUCAAAUCUAUACAACAGUUUUCUUCGAGAACCUUACAAAUUUCAAAAUUUUGAAUAAGUAUUAAAAAUGUGCUGAAAUUUAAAUUCAACAAAACCGUUUGAAAUUUAAAACUCAAAAUCUGCUAAAAUUUUACAAUUUUCUUCCUUCAAAUGUCAACAACCUUCAAUCCCUGUAUAUUUUAUGUAGACUUAAAAUAAAACCUUG